Acaromyces ingoldii is the source of this 1649-nucleotide messenger RNA. RefSeq lists its product as hypothetical. Gene Ontology annotation, molecular function: serine-type endopeptidase activity. The transcript is spliced from 2 exons. Lineage: Eukaryota; Fungi; Basidiomycota; Exobasidiomycetes; Exobasidiales; Cryptobasidiaceae. Gene Ontology annotation, cellular component: membrane. The record is from RefSeq and is a predicted model, not a curated record. Bases 33 to 1469 code for a protein of 478 amino acids.
CUCUCUUCAGCCCUCGAUCUGUGAAAGCCCGGAUGGCGAUGUUUGGAGCUCUUCGCGGGGCUCACUUACAACGGCCUUGUCACUUACGCCUUGCUCACUUUCCCUCGGUCAGACAACAUGCUCGCUUCAACACAACAGUAGCAUUCAGGCCGUCCCAUGCGGCGAAACUGCCGAGGGGAGGUCGCCCACCGCCACGGACGCCUGAGGACCUCUUUCCUGACUCUAUUCCCAGAGAGGGAGAGCUGGUCAACCCGUCCGGGCGCAUCUACUCGGUUCAGAGGCCGAUUGAGAUACAGGACCCUUUCGCAAACAGUCAGACAGUCCUAGUGACGCCAGACGAAGCGCGGGCGCCUCCAAUCUUGGGCGCCCUGGCCUUUCUGCUGGGAGGCUCCUCGCUCAUCUAUCUCGGAACGGCCCUGUAUCAGAACAAGGAGACGGACCGAUUGGUGCGAGAGAUAAAGGGGCAUUCCUCCAAGCCGAGCAUCUUUGGAGACUUCAGCAGCUUCUUCACGGGAGGGGGUAUUGCGGAUGCAGCGAGGGGAGGCGGCGUCACCCAACGACAGCUCAUGGCGGCCAAGAGGCAGGAGGAGGCCGAGAGGCAUGGGUGGAGAUUGACAUGGCUUCUCGGCUGGUGUGAUCAGCUUCAUCUUCCUGCGCCGGUUCGAGAGUUUGUUGGUCGAGCGUACACCUGGGGUGCCGAGAGCUACCUGGAGCUCCCGCCGUACAAGCAGGCUCUCAUUCCAAUUGUCGCAAUCAACACGACCAUCUUUCUUGGCUGGCGCCUCGCCAUGCUGCGCCCUCUGCAGCAAGGCCUGUAUCGCUUCAUGGCCACCCACUUCCUGCACGCACCCUCGGCAGGCCGAAGUUACACCACGCUGACAUCGACCUUUUCGCACAUGGGCGGUCUCCACUUUCUCUUCAACAACAUUGCCCUCUGGUCUAUCGGCGCCAGCUUCCUGCUCCAGCCCGGCUUCCUGUCUUCGCCAAAUAGCGACGGCAAGCUGCAUCACUCUGCCGAGCCGAGCCUCACGCCGCAUUUCCUCGCAUUCUUUGCCACCGCCGGCAUCUUUAGUGCCACGGCUUCGCACCUCGUCACCGCCCUGCGCUUCCGCCUCGUGGCACGCAAGCUGGGAUCUGACGUCGCCAAGACGCUGGUCGGCCGGAUCCCGAGCCUGGGCGCCAGCGGAGCAGUGUACAGCGCCUUUGUCAUGUCCGCGCUCGCCUACCCCGACGCCCGCAUCUCGCUCAUCUUUCUUCCCAUGUUCAGCUUCCCCAUCGGCGCAGGUGUGGGCUGCAUGGUUGCCGCCGACGUGCUGGGUGUGCUGAGAGGCUGGAGGGCCUUUGACCAUGUCGCCCACCUGGGAGGCGCCGCUUUCGGCUAUGGAUACUGGUACUACGGGAAUGAAGUCUGGGAGCGGGCCAGACGAGAGGCAAUGGCCAUUCAAAAGAGGCUGAGGAGGUCCAACUAGAGUGACGCCGUCCGCCCUUCUUCUUGCAUCGGAUCUUCCCUAUCCCUCCUUUUCCUCUGUUCACACCCGCUUGCAUUUGUACUGUACUAUUAGGUUCCCCUCUCACGCACCACUCUUCACCACUUUUGCAAUGCUUCUCUGGGAUUGUCUUGUUGCCAAUGAUACUAUCGAUCUCUGUUC